Molecule: messenger RNA, 720 nt
Organism: Seminavis robusta
Lineage: Eukaryota; Bacillariophyta; Bacillariophyceae; Naviculales; Naviculaceae
Source: the annotation of a GenBank genome assembly
AUGGCGAAGAACCUAAUUUCACCUGCGUUCUUCUCCUCUUUGCUUUCCAGGUUCAUUUAUGGAUGGAGCAACUUGGGAAACACACAAGUGGCAUUGGGCGAUCUGGAACCUGCAGAAUCAUCCUACAGCACGGCCAUUGAUCUAUGCCGAGAAAACCUAGAACGAACCGAGAAAGGAUUUGGGAUCAAACGUUGCGAUGAUCUUUCGGUAUUGCUACUCAAUCGAGGAAGCCUUCGUCUCAACAAUGGAAGACCCAAGGAGGCACUCGACGAUUUGGAGGGUUCCAGUGUUCUGCGAGGCCGACCCGAUGCCAUCAUUGUUCAAAACUUGGCUCGAGCACGGGAAGUCAAUGGCUACUAUUCGCAGUCCGACCGUGACUACAACUUGGCAAUCAGCAUGACCGCAAACGAAGUCAACCCGUUUUGGUUGAGGUCUGCCCUGGUAAAGCUGCAGCUUGGCGACGUCCAGGGUGGGUUUGACUUGUUGAAGCGGGUCGAUAAUCGAUUCCCAGAGGCACCGGAAGUGCGAGCGGCCUAUGCGACCUUUCUGGCCGCAAAGGGAGAUCAAAUUGCCGCGCAACGCAAGUACCUAGAGAUACCCGAUCGACAGCGCGAGAAAUUCACACAGAAAGAGUACCUUACCAAGGUCGUCACGUGGCCUCCGGCCGCGAUAGAUACGCUGCGUAAAGUCUCGACGGCUGCGGGGGACAAACAAACGUAA